Aspergillus campestris IBT 28561 is the source of this 1338-nucleotide messenger RNA. Its product is annotated as FAD-dependent oxidoreductase. The record is from RefSeq and is a predicted model, not a curated record. The coding region runs from base 1 to 1338 and encodes 445 amino acids. The transcript has 2 exons. Gene Ontology annotation, molecular function: FAD binding; monooxygenase activity. Lineage: Eukaryota; Fungi; Ascomycota; Eurotiomycetes; Eurotiales; Aspergillaceae.
AUGCCUCGCAAAAUCGCCAUCAUCGGCGCCGGUAUCGCUGGACUAGCCUCUGCCAUUUCUCUCUCCAAUGAACUCACACCGAAGCUAUCCGACCUCGAGAUUAUAGUCUACGAGCGGUCAAAGGAGCUAUCCACCGCAGGAGGCGCCAUCAGCCUGACUCCUAUCGCGCAGCGUCAUCUCGACGACCUCGGCGUCCUAUCGAAGCUCAAUCAGAUGGGGCCCGAGGCAGGCGUGGAAGUCGACACUAUCGACCUUUUCGCCCUCAACUCGGGCCGGCGCCUGGGCCCGCUGCGACUCACAGCCUCCAAAGACGCGGGGUGCGACAACUACAAGGGCCGUCGGGUGAAGCGCAUCAGUCUGGCGCUCGCCAUGGUCGCCGCCAUCGAGGACCUACCAAAAGUGUCGAUCCUCUACGGGAAGAAGCUCACCGGAGGGAACACGACAGACGAUGGAGCAACACUGAUCUUCGACGACGGCACGUCAGCGAGCGCAGAUCUGGCGCUGGGCUGCGACGGGGUGCACUCGCCGACGCGCACGCGGAUCGUCGACCCCGGCAACGAGUCAAAGUACUCCGGAGUCUCGUUCGUCCAGAGUAUAACCAGCGCCGUGAACGCAUCGCAGCCCACCCGCUCGGAGACCACGUCCCUGCACAUCGGUCGUCACGGGUCCAUUUUGACCAGCUACUGCGACCCCAAUCGGGAGAAGCUCUUCGUUGCGGCCGUGCUCAAAGUGAACGAGAUUCUCAUUGAGAGGUACUAUGCCGCGUUGGAGGGGGAUGCUGCUGCACAGAACAGUAUGAAGAUGUCGCUGCGGUAUCUGGUGCGCACGCAGUCGAACAACUCCCGUAGCCCGGCCCUCCGGAAGAUGGUCGACCACGCGGAGGACUGGGCCCUGUGCCCUGUGUACCAGGUGCGGCCGGGUCGGCCGUGGCACCGUGGACGCAUUAUGCUGCUGGGCGAUGCGGCACACGCGAUGCCCCCGCGCGACGAAUCCACCACCCAUGCCCUCGAAGACGCCAUCAUCUUCUCACGCACACUUUCCCACAACAUAGGCCAACCCAUCGCCAACUCAUUCCAAGAGUUCGAGUGCGAGCGCCGCGCAUUCAUCGACAACGCCUUCGACGAGUCCUUCCACCUCUGGCAGCGCAACCAGGACCUCGCCGCGUCCCUCAACUACCUCAAAGACCCAAUGUCACCAAUUUCGCGACCCGCGUCGCCCGAUGUGAACGUUGAGCGAAUCCCCCCGCUUUCGGUACCAUUGCCGAUGAAUGAUAGUUUCUCUGAUCUGUCUGUUUGCUCGCUUACGCAAGAGUAUCUCGGGAGUCAUGGGAUCAUAUAG